AAUAAUCUAACUGAUUGUCGCAUUUUAUAUUACCUUUGGCCCCUAAACACUGCAACCACAAGAAUAUCAAGACGCAAGUACUUGUUGGAUCCGUUGCACACGUUCAUUCCAUCAACCACCACGCUGAAUAUUACAGCAAAUCUGAACUAA
Molecule: messenger RNA, 150 nt
Organism: Bipolaris victoriae FI3
Lineage: Eukaryota; Fungi; Ascomycota; Dothideomycetes; Pleosporales; Pleosporaceae
Exons: 1
Source: RefSeq, a predicted model, not a curated record